AAACUCUAAAACAAGGAAAAGGUAACUUAUUCGGGUGCUUUCGAUCUUCACUCCAUCAGGGGUCAUCAAAAAUGAGUCUUCGUAUGUAUAUAGCGCCACGAAAGGGAAUCAUUCUAAAUGCAUAAUGUAUUUCCGAAAAUAUUUAUGUGACGUUUUGUUAUCCUAUCUGCAUAAUGUUUUUUUGUGUUAAUCUACUGGAUUUUAUAUAUGGAAUAUAAGAAAACAGGAAACAACCCAGACGCGUCUUAGGAGUGGGCAUUAUUAUAUGUAUUAAGUUUCAAAUGCUAACAUAUGUGCAGAUUUGGCAGUAGUUUUACAAGUAAUAAUUUUUUGACGCUUUUUAUUUAUCUUUUUUUUUUUGUUUUACUAGGAUAGUUUUUUUUUAUAUUCAUUGUAAAUAUGUAAAUAACUUUCUAAAUAAACAGCAUUAAUCCGAAUCUUUUAAGUAAGAAUAAUAAAAUAAACUGGAUAUAAAGGUUCAACUAUUUAAUUAUGUAAAACCAACAUUUUAUAUUAUUUACAUAUAUCACAUUGGUUAUUUGGAAACAUAUUCAUCUUUAUUCGAUCAACGGAACUUAAUAUUGUAAACAUGGAACAUGGAAGGAAGUGAAAAGCAACCAAACAAACGAAUUAUUUGUAACAACCUUGACACUAUCAAGCAAUCAUUUCUUAACCGUCGUUGCUGUUUAGUAUAUAAAAUCAUUGCCACCGAUGAAACGAUAUCAUUCAGCAACAACUUGUCUAAUCCAACAUGAGAAGAAGCCUUCUUGUGGCAUUUGGGCUUCUGGCCAUCGCCGCCGUCAGCUCGGCCAGGGAGAUCCGAGAGAAGCGGUCGGCCGACCUCGAGGCGGCCGCGUCCGGCCACCACUGGGACAAGGGCGGCGGCCACGAGCACCACGGCCACCACCACCACGACCACGGCGGCGAGCACCACAAGGGACACAAGGGCCACCACGAGCACCACCACGGCAAGCACGGCCACCACCACCACGAGGGACACAAGGGACACCACGGCGAGCACGGCGGACACAAGAAGCACCACCACCACGACGACGGCUAUCACCACCACCACCACCACGGCGAGAAGGGCGACCACGGCCACGGCCACGAGGAGCACGGCCACUGGCACAAGGGACACGAUACCAAGGGACACCACGGCGUCGAGAAGCACGACGAGUUCAAGAAGGACAAGCACUUCCACGACCACCACGGCGAGAAGGGCUUCCAUGAGCACCACGGCGGCCACCACCACGAGGGCGGCUACAAGAAGGGCGGCCACUUCCACAAGGGCCACAAGCACGGCGGACACCACGAGCACCACCACGGCAAGAAGGGACACCACGAGGACGGCGGCCACCACCACCACCACAAGGGACACCACGGCGAGGGCGGGCACCACGAGCACCACCACCACCACCACGACCAUGACCACAAGGGCGGCCAUGAGGACCACAAGCAUUGGGGACACAAGAAGGGGCACUAAGCUCUUGCUGAAUGUACCUGAACUGAUAAUUGUUGAUUUGUUGCUCAAAUGCGUUUUUGUUAUGUUCUUACGCCAAAGAAUUAAAUUUUAUACAAAGUAA
Messenger RNA from Helicoverpa zea (corn earworm), 1583 nucleotides. RefSeq names its product histidine-rich glycoprotein-like. The transcript has a single exon. The record is from RefSeq and is a predicted model, not a curated record. The coding region runs from base 752 to 1483 and encodes 243 amino acids. NCBI's taxonomy places the organism in Eukaryota, Metazoa, Arthropoda, Insecta, Lepidoptera, Noctuidae.